This is a messenger RNA of Xenopus laevis (African clawed frog), 1320 nucleotides long. RefSeq names its product calcium and integrin binding 1 L homeolog (gene cib1.L). The record is from RefSeq and is marked predicted. Gene Ontology annotation, molecular function: calcium ion binding; magnesium ion binding. Lineage: Eukaryota; Metazoa; Chordata; Amphibia; Anura; Pipidae.
GUGGGGCAGAAAGUUGCUGAAGUUUCGGGGUGAAGCUGCCUGAGAAGAAGAAGGAGGCGGCGGCCAGGGGUGUCAGGGACAUGGGGAACUCAUCGAGCCAGAUCUCCAAACAGCUUAUUAAUGAAUAUCAGGAGCUGACAUUCCUGACAAAACAAGAGAUUAUCUUAGCUUAUAAAAGAUUCGGUGAACUUGCCCAAAAAGAACACAGAAGUAACAUUGAAUCCUUGCGAAUCCCUAAAGAAAGAUUUCUCUCUUUGCCUGAACUAAAGGCAAACCCAUUCAACGACCGAAUAUGCAGAGUUUUCUCCACAUCUGAGCAAGAAGAUGGGAGCAUGUCCUUUGAAGACUUCUUGGAUAUGCUCAGUGCCUUCAGUGAAUCUGCAACACUUGAAGUUAAAUCCCAUUAUGCCUUUAGGAUAUUUGAUUUUGAUGGUGAUGGUGCCUUGAAUGAAGCUGACUUGGAGCAUCUGGUAAACAAGCUGACUGGAGACAAAGAAGAUACUAAACUAAGCAACAGUGAAAUGAGACAGCUUAUUGCAAAUAUAUUAGAAGAAUCAGACAUUGAUAAAGAUGGCACCAUCAACCACUCAGAAUUUCAGCACGUCAUCUCCAGAUCUCCUGAUUUCAUCAGCUCCUUCAAGAUUAUGCUGUGAGAGAUCCAUUGCCAACAUACUGUCAACCACAUAUACCUCUUGGCUAAUCUAAACCAGCAACAAACUGAGUGCAACUACACAAACGCUGCAAAGUAUUUCUGUCUGUUCCAUUUCCAUUUGUGAUUUUAACUAUUUUAUUCACUGUAAAGCCGUUUAUGAUUGGCGCUUCCACUGUAGCUGAUUAGAUUGUCUGAAAUUUGAGACCGAAUGUGAUGGAAUUGAAAUGAAACUUUUUAAUUUUAAUUUUUCAUGUUUUUCUUUUUUUCAAUGUGUAAAAAUCUGCAUGCACUUCAUGUUCCUCCUACAUAACAGGAUAUUUAAUAUGGAAUGUUUUGAACUGAUUCAAUACUUUGUUCUAAUAAAUAUUGUAACUGUAUUGUCAUGCCAUAUGUUGUCAUUGAAAGGCAUUACUAGCUGAACCUGCACAGGGAGUCAAAGCCCAUCAAGAGCUGAAGAAUUUCUGGAGUGUUCACUAUAAUUAUUACCUGUUUUACUCUGGUGAUUUCUGAAUUAUUUUUUUUAACUUUGUUCUGAAUGUCUCCAGUUUGAUAUGGAACCGUUAUUUUCCAGCUAUUGAGUUUGCAAUUUAUGUACUCUUGAGCAACACAUUUCUCUUGUAAACUGGCCCUGUAAUAUAGAAACCUAUUAAAGUUUCCUUUACAUUUCA